Messenger RNA from Cavenderia fasciculata, 159 nucleotides. RefSeq lists its product as uncharacterized. The transcript has 3 exons. NCBI's taxonomy places the organism in Eukaryota, Evosea, Eumycetozoa, Acytosteliales, Cavenderiaceae. The coding region runs from base 1 to 159 and encodes 52 amino acids. The record is from RefSeq and is a predicted model, not a curated record.
AUGAGAGAAUGGUGGAAGAGAAAUUUUAAUGGAAAAGGUACACGUAAUGUACAAGCCACAAAUGAUGGUUUUGGAGCAUCACCAUCAGAUAUGUCAGAAUGUAGACCACGUUAUAACCCUUACUGGUGUUCAAUGUUUUAUACAAUUUUAUUAUUAUAA